UUACUGCCGUCAACAACCAGCUUUCGUUAUUGUGGAAAGAGCUGAGCUGUUAAUCGCUUGUAGAAGAAGAGGCAAUUAUUGCAAGUCAAUGCUUCCACAUCAUUAGCAAGUACAAGCCUUCCUACAAGAAUCGGACAACCAAGGUUGUGCAUAUACCACAGAAAUCGAGAGUACGAAGAGCCAUGGAAUAGAACUUCGUUCUUGAAUCUUUGACCUCCAGGCUUGAACUUCGAUCUUGUAUACAAAGCGAUUUAAAUCCCCGGUAGCCAUAUUGAUUGCUUGUGUAAUGCUGUGAAUCAAGAAAUUUAUCCGGCAACAUCGAGCUCAAAUUGUGUACUGAGGUAACACACAGGACUCAGUGUUUUCACGGAAUUGUCAGUGAAUGUAUCUAGUUAACUCUGAAAGUAGCAAGUAUUGAAUAGACUUGGACAUAGACAACGGACUUGGUAUUCCUGUUCAGUCGCAACCGUCAGAGGAAGGAGGAAGAUGGCUUGCGCUACCUUAAAAAGAACGCUGGAUUUCGACCCAGUUCAUAAUCACGGAAGACCAUCUAAACGUCGGCGAUGUGUUCCUAUGUGCAUGUCUCCAAACACGCCACCAACAAAACAACACGAGCUUAAUCCAUCGCCUUUUGGAGAAGUUUGCCCCAAGUUGACACCUGAGAAGAUGGCAGCUAGCAUUCGUGAAGAAAUACGCCGAUUGCAUCGUCGUAAGCAGCUGAAUUUUUAUCCUGGUCAUGAAGUCCAUUGUCACCAAGAAUCCUCUUCUGAUGGUGCAAUGGAGUCUCCAGGAUCACCAACUACCUCAAGCUUUGCUACAACAUAUUCAUCAAACACCAAGGAAAAGCCUUUAUUUACGUUCCGACAGGUUGGUUUAAUCUGCGAGCGCAUGUUGAAAGAACGGGAGAGUCAGAUUCGAGAGGAGUAUGACCGUGUCUUGAACGCCAAGCUCUCUGAACAGUACGAUGCAUUUGUCAAGUUCACGUAUGAUCAAAUACAGAAACGCUUUGAAGCUGCUGCUGUCCCGAGCUAUCUUUCCUAAAUUUGUUGUUGCUGCUGCAAAGAGAGUUCCAGAAAUAUUUAGCCAAGCAACUGAAAUCCAGCAAGAAACAUGUUUUUCCUCCUUAGUCUAAAUGCUGUGCCUCACGUACAUUGCUAAAAGUAAAGGAUGAAGUUGAUGAAACGAAGCCAAGAAUUUCAAAGUUAUAGUUAGUAAAGAGUCUGUGCUGGUGGGGCUUUGGGUUUGUUUUUUUUCUGUAGUGAAGUUUGUUGCAGUUUUUUCUUAUAGGUAUAUGAAACUGCAUGGCACUGUUAUUGGUUUCAAGUGAAAUUAAUAGACCAUAUUAUGUAUUAUUGUCUUCUUGUUAACGCUAUUCUGUGAAGGAAAUAAGAUUACCCUUAGAACAUGUAGUGUAAUGUUUUGUUUUGUUUUCUUUAUUAGUUUUGCCUUGGAAUACCGAAAUGUAAUAUGAAUCUUAAUUCUUAAAAGACAAAUUAAGUAUUUGGUGUGCAAAAAAAAAAAAAAAAUUAGGAGUGCACAGAAACUUGCAUUGAUCGCUCAAAUUGAAAUGCAUUGAUUGCUGCUGUUUGUUUUAAGUUGUGUGUGAAAGAUUUUGUGUGCUUGGUUGAUUUAAAAAUUGAAACAUUACAGCUUUGAAAGACUGAAAUAUAAUAUAAUAUGAUAUGAGUGGCGGGAGGACAGGGUUUGUAAUUAUUCUAAUGUGGCUCAUGUAGUUGCUUUCAGGGUUGUUAAAUCGCCUGUUCCUACAAGAUUGGUUCAUGCGAAAGCACAUUUUGCAUCCUUCAUGCAUACUCAAAAUUGUGUUUAGAUGUAGAUGUGUGAAAUUUUAACUGAACUCAUGAGUGAUUUGCUGAGUCAUGUACAAAGUACAUUUGUCAAAAGGAUUCUGUCAACUGCAUUCAUGUACAGAGCCAGUUGCCAAAAAGUAUACGGUAAACCAUUCCUUCUGUAAGCACAAACUGUCUGCCAGAAAUGGGUCUGCAAGCAUCAUACCUAAAGAUGUUGUAUUUUGGGACCCUUUAUGUACAUUCAGAAUUUAACUUCUGAUGUACUCUUAUGAAACAGAAAUGAAAUUUGAUGCGUUUUGUUUUCUUUAAGCUAAACUUUCCUGGGAGAGUGUAGUGUUAUUAAGUAUGAUAUUUUCCUCGAGUAACUGGUAUUGCUAUUUGCUAGUGGCCUACUCUUCAUUUACAGUGUGCAAAAAGGAAAGAUUUUAAACGUCGUCAUCAUUAUCAUCAUCAUAAUAGCGAGUGGUUUACAGCCUUUUGGCCGUUUCUCAGAGUAGCAGGUGGCAAGCCUGCACCCUCCAUACAAUUUAUACUCAAUCUUGAUUUGGCUGCUAGAGUUCUCUAGUAGCAAAUCAGAAGAGACAUGGUUGAGAAACAUGGCCGAUGAAUUUUGCUUAUGAAACAGUUCUUUCGUGCACAUUUUGAAUGUAUAGUUUUAAAAAGAAAUAUUUCUUAUUAGGUUAAAUAUAAUUUUAUUGUAUAAAUGAUCCUAAAUUAAUGUUAUGUUGUAAAUGUUUACAAGUUAAUGACUGUAAUAUUAGGUAACCUAAAACUUGCAUGAAGUACUUCGUGCAAUGUUUUUGUUGUUAUUAUUUUAUAACAUAGUUGUGGAUUUUUUUGCAUCAGAACAUAUCACGGCACUUGAACCUAAUUAAAACAAAAUAGGUUCUGUUCCUAUUACUCAUAUAAGUUGGCAGAUGAAUUGAAUUUUGGGUCACUUUCGAUCUGCAGUAAGCUGUUUGGUAGAAGUGGCAACACAGCGAUUGUUAAGUAAGUGCUUUUAUGUGCCACGCAAGGUAUAGACCUUCCUCCGACUGUUUUUACAAUUAUGUCGUAUUUGACAGCUUUCAAAUUUCUCUUGUUUCAUAACAUUCAAGUCAUGAGGUAGCCUCCCAUAUUCAUUCACAGCAGUGAAAACGACCUGAUCAUAUGAAGAUGAAAAGAUAUUUUAGAAGUAAAGCUCUGUCCUCCUUUACCAAAUGUGCCAUCUUCAAGAUCGCUUGCCAACGCCUCUACUACAGUUCAGACUUUUAUAGUUUGUCUUGGAAGCAGCGUUUAGAUGAUGAUGAUGAUGAUGAUGAUACACUGCCAGCCGUCACCCUAAUGUCUAUUCUGCAAUAAUGCAAUGUUUACACCACGUGGCUCCAGUAGUGUGAAAUUGAGGUACUGCAGAUGGUUGGUUUGCAUCAUAGCCAAGUGUCUGCACCGUUAGAAGAUAUGGUCAGAUUAUUUGUAUCAUUUCCAAGUUCCAUGCCUGUAACACAGUUUCCUCUGUCAGCUUACAAGAUUACAGUGCACUUCACAAUCCUGAGGAUUUGAGGACCUUCAUCACUGUAGUGUUGUAGUAGUUUUGGUACCAAAUGUGUGAUUACAAACUACAAAAGUGAAAACUGUAAUCAGAGUUUUAACUUCUGUCCCCCACAUUAAGUGUAUGCCAGUUAUUCAUGGGAGAUGCACGAUUAACGGAAAUGGUUAAAGUGGUGGUACAGUUAAUUGGGUUCUUUGCAAGGCAAAGUUGUCAUUUUUAUAGACAAGUAUUGUCACUUUACUACUUGUAUCUUCAUAUGUUUUAGUAUAUGUGUAAAGUUGUUACUACUUUUAUGUCAAGGGAAAUCAUAUGCCAUUUUUUAAAAGCGAAGUAAUGGUGAAAUAUACCCACGUGUAUAUAGAUAUAAGCAAGUGCUGCCUACAAAUUUGAACGUCUGUUUAGGUGAAUGUCUUUCUGAGUGUUCAAAAUGAUGAAUAAAUGGAACAGUUUGGGGCCUCUUACAUGUUUGUAAAAGAACAUUAAACACACAUUUUCACAGAUUCGCUGAUCUUAUAAAUUGUAUACAUUUAAUUAACAUUGGUAGUUUCAAAUAUGUAUACUUUAAAGUUUUUCCUUCAGAAAUUUGCUGACUGUGAAAAGUUUUGGUAUAUAUCUAUACAGUUAAUUAUAUUUCUUGGAUUUGGUUUCUACAAAAUGCAAAGAGUUCACAGUGUUAGAAAAUGUGGGUGUUUCAGAUCAUCUUGAUGGCUUUUUGUUUUGAUCCUUUACAGCAUCACGCUGCAUUUCACUGGAUUGUAUAGCUGUUCAUGUUUGCAAUCUGAUGCUGGUCAGUGACCCAUUGAUGUUCCAUCAUUUUUCCAGUAGUCGUAACAUAACAUAAACUGGACUGUUGUGAAUACAGUGCACCAUCCACUUUUAGUAAGGUGUUGGUUUAUUUGUUAUUUAUAACUUUCAGUAAUAAUUAUCUUUUUAUAUAUUUUUAAAUUGUCCAAUUCUCUCACUCUUUUAUUGGUACUUUUUAAUAUUUCACCACUUAGGGUUUAUUUUCUUAAUAAUUUUAUUUUGGUGCGUUUAACUACGAUUUAGCUAUUGUGUCUAGAUGUCACUUAUUAUUCAUUCCAGUGACUGCUACCAGUUUCUUUUAUAAAUAUGUGUUGGCUUACAGUAAUUCACAAUAAAAAAACUUCAAAUUAAAAAUCAGUAUAUUGUAAAUUGGAAAUUUGUAUGUAAAUUAAUGUGUGUGCUGUCAGUAUGUUGUGAAUGAACAUCAGUGGUGGUUUGAAAUAAGCAGAAUUUACACACUGCAUGUUCAUACGGCGAAAAAUCUUCAAUUUAAACAUGAUGGUUACUAUCUCAGAAACAACGUAUUAUAUGAUGAACAUGCUAAGUAACAACCAAUAUUGGGAUAGUAGUAACAUACUUGAUCUUAAACAUUUUUUGACCUCUGCAGUAUUCAUUCAUGUAAUAAUGUAAUGUGACUGUGUUAUCCAUAUUGGACAACGAUUUAGUUUUGCCACUAAAUUUUAGUUAGGGCUCUAAAAUAUGAGACUACAUGAGAAUUUCUUUAUCCAUCAUGCCAGGAUACUCAAAUCCAUGACCCCAUUAAGAAAAUAAUGUCAGUAGCUAUAAAUACGGUGUAUUUAUAUUUUUUUAUUUAAAUGACUGUUUCAGAAACAAAGCAGUAACUUCCUGCAAAUACAUAAAAUUCAUGUCCUUGUCAGUACAGUAUAUUUACAUUGCUGAAAUAAGUGGGAAAAUUUAUCUUCGUUAUUCCCUAACCAUGGUUGGGUAACAGGAGUUUCAAUGAAGCAAGCAGGGAAUAUGGAGCAUUUUAUGUUUUUUUGUUGUCUGGGUAGUGAAGUAAAGGAGAUUCCAGUGAACUUUGGCAUAUGGCUUGGGAGAAACAAAUGUGCAUAGAUAAUUCUGGACUCUAACCACUUAGAAGACCAAGACACAUUGGAGGAUAAUAAUAAAAUGUAUCUUAAGGGCAUUUUUUUUUUUGUAAAUGUGAGCUUAUCCCUUGGUGGUACUUUGAAGCUUCAGAUUGUAAUACUACAGUGUUUCCUUCGAAUGUUCAUAAUGUAGACAUUUUGUGCCUACAUGUAAUUUUCAUUAAGCUCUUUGAGUAUACGUAUAUCAGAAUUGUUUCGCAGAGAAUGCAUGGAAGUGGAUACAAAUGAGGAUAUUGAUUUUUUAAACACAAAACGUCUUUCUUUCAAAUGGUUUCUUGCAGAUAAUGUGUAUAUGUUUUUGGGGCAAAUUAAUUUAAUGCCAUCAACCAAGCAGGAGUGAAUGUUUUCAGCUCCAUCCAGAACUUCACAUUCAGUUACAUUACAGCAUAAGACCUGGCCACAGGAUUGCUAGAGUUUUCCUGUUUCUGAGUAUGGACAUAAAAUGCAAUUCUGAACUCCAUUUCAGGCACAAGACCAAGUGAAUACAGUUCAGGUUAAAGGUUACAUAUUUGUGCUCUCGAAAUAUAAUUGGAUGUCAAUAUUGCUUUCCGUGGUCUUUGAAAAUUAUGUACAUGCAGGCAGACUGAUGGAUACUGUAACAUGUGAACGUGGCACAAUAUUGUCUUGUUAAUAUCUAGAACUUAUAUGUCAUGUAUAUUUAACUGGAUGUGAAAAUCAUUUGGGUCUUGAGGCCAACUGGCUGCUGAAAGCUAAACUUCAUGUUUCUUAGUUACUAGUAAAGGGCUCCCACAACAACAAAAAUUUUACAGUUGAGAAGUUUUAUAGUAAUUUUGAAUAGACAGAAUUAUAAAUGGCAUAGGAUCUGGUUAUGCAAGCAAUGCAUUUGGUACUCAGUGAAACAGAUUAUGAAGUCACCAUGAACUUUGUGUAUGAUUGGAUUUAUGCUGUAUUUUAUAAUUAUAUUUGUUUUGCAACCCGUGUCUCCCAAUACUCUUUUGCAGAUAUAUUUGAACUGCAGUAGUGAGGAAGCACGCAGUGUGUGCUGUAAGUUAAAUUGUGUUCUGUUUGCUUUGUGGGAUUCACACUACCACUUGUGGACAAUCUGUGAGAUUGAAAAAUGUUGAUGUUAUAAGUAUCAUAAUUAAGUUACAUGUAUUUUUCUUUCUUGCCACAUUGUGAUAUAGACAGGGAGUUGAAUCUGAACCAGAAAUGCACAUAUUUUUCCAAGAUUCACACUUAAGUGAUGUAGACCAUAAUGAAUGUUAACAUGUCUUACAUAAUAAUUUAUUGUGACUAAAAGUUGUAUAUGGAUGUGAAUAUGAUUUUUAA
Molecule: messenger RNA, 6539 nt
Organism: Zootermopsis nevadensis
Lineage: Eukaryota; Metazoa; Arthropoda; Insecta; Blattodea; Termopsidae
Gene: akirin
Product: akirin
Biological process (GO): positive regulation of innate immune response; positive regulation of transcription by RNA polymerase II
Cellular component (GO): nucleus; chromatin
Molecular function (GO): transcription coregulator activity
Source: RefSeq, a predicted model, not a curated record